CUUAUUUUGUUUCCUUAUGUCGAUUUAUAAAAGGACCAAACCAAUUCCAUUAUAGAUUGAAUCACGGUGUCUUUAAGAACUUUUAAUUCUAAGGAUACAGUACAAUUUAAGUGUUUGAGCAACCUAAUGGAUGUGAAAUUUGUGUUGCUUGUCCUUGCCUUCAUCAACCAGAUGAUGCUUGGAAGCUGUUGUGGAAAAAGAAGAAGAAGAAUAACUCAUGGACCAACUUAUCCUUGUCUAACAGAUCCAUGUACUCGUAGAUAUAGGAAACGGAGAUCUAUGCAUUCAACAAACAUGACGGAAACAGAUCUCCUUCAAAAGAUUGGAACUGAACUGAACAUUAUACCUGUAAAGAACCUAUGCAAGUUUGAGACCUAUGACAUGGAUAGUGAUGGAAUGAUCAAACAAGAGGAACUAGAAGCCAUAUUUGGCAUCAGAAAAGAAACAAAAGAUCUCAUGACCUUCAUGGACUUUAAAGAUAAUGAUGGUAUGAUAAGUGUGGACGAAUUUUGUGUCGCUGGCCCUCAUCUUAUAAGGGAAUGUGAAGGUUACACAUGCGUCAAAAUGAACCAGAUUGACACCGAUUAAACCUUGAUUGUCGGUUAUCAGAAAAUGUGUUUUUUGUUGUUGUUUUUUUUUAAAUUCUUUUAAAAUUCACUUUCUUUUCUAUUCUUUAUAAAUACCAAAUAAUGUUCAUUGUGUAAAUUACAGAUUGGUUGGUGCAUAAAUCACUAUUGAUACGUCCAGUAAAAUACUAGUUGAAUAUUUUGUUACGGACACUUUAUUCUGUUGCCAUUUUUAUUUUUUGUAUUUUAAAAGGAAUGCGUUGUUUUAAACUGAACUUAACAGGAAGUACAAUUUAACAACUCAGAAUCUGUAUCUGUAUUUCCUAACGUCAUAACAUUGGCAAGUUAUUAUGAACAUGUUUCAAUU
Messenger RNA from Ruditapes philippinarum (Manila clam), 933 nucleotides. RefSeq lists its product as uncharacterized. NCBI's taxonomy places the organism in Eukaryota, Metazoa, Mollusca, Bivalvia, Venerida, Veneridae. Gene Ontology annotation, molecular function: calcium ion binding. The coding region runs from base 127 to 588 and encodes 153 amino acids. The record is from RefSeq and is a predicted model, not a curated record. The transcript is spliced from 4 exons.